AUGUAUCCGUUUACGUUUGAAAUGGUAGAUGUGGACACCUACUCUAGGUACUCACGGACAUCUAACACGUGGGAGUUGCGUUUUCAAAUCGGACACUGCCCAGAGUAUCUGCGCGGCAAGGUCAUAAUGAUUUGGCUUGGAGAAGUCAUUGUUCUUGAACACCCGCGGAACAAACACGAAAAACAAUGUAUAGCUUGCGGAGAUCCUGGUCACCUA
Phytophthora sojae is the source of this 216-nucleotide messenger RNA. RefSeq lists its product as hypothetical. Lineage: Eukaryota; Oomycota; Peronosporomycetes; Peronosporales; Peronosporaceae. The record is from RefSeq and is a predicted model, not a curated record. The annotation marks the transcript as partial. The transcript has a single exon.